UCUUUCUCUCUUCUCACUGAUGUCCUUUUGUUUUGGGUAGCCAUGGGAGGGUAUUAAAAGCUCAAGAGCUUUUACGAGUUGCCUAAGUAAACCUUAAUUGUUAUAUCGAUCCAGUAAUUUUAUCAAACCAUAUAAAGCACACAUGUUAAUGGAUUUCGAUCACCGGUCCUUCCUAAUUCUAUUCACCGCUACUAAAACUCAUCUGAAAUCUUAUUUUCCUUCGAUACCCAUUUAAUUAACCAUCUGGAGUGUUUGCUUCCGGAAAACUGGUUUCUUGUCUUUAAGAGAGCAGAAUUUGCAUCUUUGUUUUGACAGUUUGUGUUGUCCGUGUUCAAAUUGUUGUUUCCUUCCUCUAAGUUUCAGGUGAUCGAUCCCAAUUAAGGAAUCUGACCAUCUCCAACUUCUGCUCCUAAAGAGUCUCUAGUCUCUUCCCUUUUCUAUAUUUGUAGAAUGUUGAUGAUACGGAGUCAAUAGUUUGUUGUAUAGAAUAGAUAGAAUUGUCGAAUGUUCUCUUCUGGUUUUCAAACCACAAACACAUAGACAAAACAGUUUCCUCAAAGAAAUUUGAAAGAGAUAGAAGGUGAGAGAUCACGAAGGGGUAGCUAGAUAUGGAACAUCAAGGAGGAGAGAUGGCUCUCCCUAUCAACAGCACAUAUGGUGGAGGCCAUGGGCAUGGUCACAUGCUUCAUCAUGAAUCUGCACCACACAAUCACAUUGUCCCAUCUUCAGCGGCAGCAGUAGCAGUAGCACAGAAACAACACCAACACCAAUUACAACUACCAAUAACCAACGGGCCCACCAGAAUAGUACCACUACCCUCAUGUUCUUCCUUGGAAGAGUCUGUACAAGUUCCCUACACCAACAAUGACGACAACAGGAUGAUGGUAAGGUACAGAGAAUGCCUCAAGAACCACGCAGUUUCCAUUGGAGGGAUUGCAACAGAUGGGUGUGGUGAGUUCAUGCCCUCCGGUGAAGAGGGUACCCUUGAAGCUCUCACCUGCUCAGCCUGCAACUGCCACAGAAACUUCCACAGGAAAGAGAUUGAAGGUGAAAUCCACCACCACCACCACCCAGUCUCCUGCGACUACAAUUAUCACUCUGCCCCGAGAAUUGAGGUUGGAAAUGGUAGAUUGCAGGGUCAUCAUCACCACAGGGGUAUUCUUGGAAGAGAAUCUUAUGGGUACAAUCACAAUCAUGCUGGGGUACUUGUACCUUCAAGAGCGCCACUACCAUUGAUAAUGUCGUACGAUAUGGGGAUUGGAUCUUUUCCAUCAGAAUCUGAUCAUGAACUUGAAGAUGGUGGUGGGUUUAUGAACAGGCAUCAUCCACCACUACAACCACAUCAGAUAGUGAAGAAGAGGUUCAGAACAAAGUUCACAGAAGAACAGAAGGAGAAGAUGCUCAGUUUCGCAGAGAAGGUUGGGUGGAAGAUUCAAAAGCAAGAGGAGUCGGUGGUGCAACAGUUUUGUCAAGAACUAGGGAUCAAAAGGAGAGUCCUCAAGGUCUGGAUGCACAACAACAAGCUCAACUUAGCCAAGAAGAUCAACCCUGUUCCCAUUAAUCCUCAAAACCAAGUAAAUUAGGUAAUGCAUGGGAAGGCUUUAACACUUAUCUCCAUUGAUUACGAUGUUUAAAUAUAUACUGUAGCUAAAAACGUUAGGUAACUAUUUUGUCUUUAGCUUUCUUUAUCUCUUUGGUGGUGGGCAACCUUUCCUUUAUUGGAUUAUAUGUAUUAUGCUUUUCGGGGUCAAUUUAUAAUAUAUAAUAACAUUGUUGGAGAUUAUGCGA
This is a messenger RNA of Lactuca sativa (garden lettuce), 1788 nucleotides long. It is a transcript of the gene HB21, whose product is annotated as homeobox protein 21. Gene Ontology annotation, cellular component: nucleus. Gene Ontology annotation, biological process: regulation of developmental process; regulation of DNA-templated transcription. Gene Ontology annotation, molecular function: DNA-binding transcription factor activity; transcription cis-regulatory region binding. The record is from RefSeq and is a predicted model, not a curated record. NCBI's taxonomy places the organism in Eukaryota, Viridiplantae, Streptophyta, Magnoliopsida, Asterales, Asteraceae.